AAUUCCGACUGUUGAGUAUCAUACGAGCUGUCAGAGUUGUCGGUUCGCGCCUCACAGCCCCCUCGCGCUCGAACGAAGAAGAAUCGCGUCGACCGCAGCAAGUCGUUCUCGUGAAAAAGAAAAAGAAAAAUUAAUUUCGUAACAAUGGACCGUUACUACCGUGACAGCGUGGCAGCAUUGAAUGCUUUGCGAAACCAAUUCAAUGGGCAGGUCGAACAAGAAUUUAUUCGCCAACUUUAUCCGCAGAUAGUAGAUUGGGCGGACAGAAUCCCAUGGGAGAAUUUCAAAGACAUUUUUCGACAAUUACAGCUCCGGCGAGAAGAAAUCGAUUUGCUCCUCAGAGAGGAUGCGAAGAGCGGCCUUCCCCAAUGUCCACUCAUCGCAUGCGCUUCCCAGACCAACUACAAGGACGAACCCGAUCUCGACGAGGACGGCAGACCUCCGCAGCGACGCACCACACCGUUGCACAUGAUAGCUGGACUCGAGUUUCCUGAAAUUUUGCCCUACGUGGCCCAUGAUCUCUUUGACAUUUAUGACAGAUUUGACGUGAACUACACCGACGAGUUGGGAUUCACGCAUUUCCAUGCGGCCUGCAAGUGCAACGUCGUAAAAGCCGUCACCAAAUUUCUCGAGCUCGGGCAAGAUCCCAAUCUGAUCGUGCCAGGGACGCUCGAUUCGCCGCUUCAUUUGACCACGAGCCCGGAGGUGGUCGAACUGCUGCUGGAAAAAGGUUCCGAUCCGACCCUGACCAAUGCCAAGAGAUCGACUCCUCUGCACAGCAUGUGCCGAGGAGGACUAAUGCACACUAGCCAGGAGCUGACGAAGAAAUUCUUCGAGAUCAACGAAAAAAUCGGUCAACAUCGCGUGCCGAUCAACGCCCAAGACAAUUCAGGCAAUGCGCCGUUGCACUUGGCUCUCAUGGCGUGCCAGCGGGGCACGAUGGAGAUUCUAUUGAAUAAUGGCGCGGACCCGAAUCUACCUCACGGAAAAAACCUUUGGACACCUCUGCACUUUAUUUGUCUGAAAAUUAUGUUCGCAACGCAUAAUCAAAAGAUACCGAUGGUCGAAUUGCUGCUGAGGGCUGGCGCCGAUCCCAAUGCCACGCUGGAGGGAUCGACUCCUCUGCAUCUUAUUUGCCAGCAUCAUGAUCACCAUGUCGAACUGUUGAAGAAGAUAUUCGAGCUCGGUGGGCGGCGGGUGAAUGUCAACGCCGAAGACCGUCAGGGCCGGACGCCGCUGUUUUACGCCGUGGUAACUCUCGGCCCGAGUUUGGUCGAUGUGCUUUUGGAUAAUGGCGCCGAUUUAACCAGCUUCAAUUUUCCGACUUAUGAUGACUUUCGCGAAUAUUCGAAAAAGUGGAAUCACGGGGCUCAUGAUAUCUUGAUCCUAGCAUCUGGUGUUUUGGCCAUCGUUGAUAUCCUCCAGAAAGGAGGAUACAAAUGGUACGAAAGAGAAGAAAUAUACGAUCUGACGAUCGGGGAAUUAUUCGAAAAGUUCUGGAUGUUUCAGCCCUUGUCGGACUCCGAUAUACGUUUGCGCAGAGGAAAAUGUUGGUUCGAGGAAGAUGCCUUCGUGGAAAAAGCGAAAGAGAUCAAAUUCAAAGGGGAUCUGUCGCUCCACGAGGUGAUCCAGUUACGACCCAAAGAGGCGAAAAAGAAGCUCGACUACUUGGACUACUUCAGAUUCGCUACGUCGGGCGAUUUACACAAGCUCGGGAAUUAUAAGUACGGCUGCGCCUUGCAUCUGUGCGAGAAGCUGGCCAGGGCACAUUUCCUGGAAUUGGCACUGGAGGUUUUCCCGAGCGUGAUUCCCAUUGGCAAUUCAGAAAAACAUUACCAAGAGGUCAACGAGACGAUUUGCGAUCACCUGAGGAACAAAGAUUUAUGGCAUAUGUAUAAGGCUCGGCAGCAGCAGAUCGAAAUCGAUAGAAAAAAGAAUAAUGGCUGCAAAAAUAACCCCAAAUUGAAAGCUUUGCGAAAACAAUUCAAUAGGCAGGUCGAAGAUGAAUUUAUUCGCCAACUUUAUCUGCAGACACUAGAUUGGAAGGACAGAAUCUCAUGGGAGAAUUUCAAAGACAUUUUUCUACAACAGCUUCGGCGAGAAGAAAUCGAUUUGCUCCUCAGAGAGGAUGCGACGCGCGGCCAUCCCCUUUGUCCACUCAUCGCAUGCGCGUCCAAGACCAACUACAAGGACGAACCCGAUCUCGACGAGGACGGCAAACCUCCGCAGCGACGCACCACACCGUUGCACAUGAUAGCUAGACUCGAGUCUUAUGAAAUUUCGACCUGCAGGGUCCGUGAUCUCUUUAACAUUUAUGACAGAUUUGACGUGAACUACACCGACGAGUUGGGAUUCACGCAUUUCCAUGCGGCCUGCAAGUAUGGCCUGGACGGCGUGGCGAAGAAAUUUCUCGAGUUCGGGCAAGAUCCCAAUCUGAUCGUGCCAGGGACGCUCGAUUCGCCGCUUCACUUGACUACGAGCCCGGAGGUGGUCAAACUGCUGCUGGAAAAAGGUGCCGAUCCGACCCUGACCAAUGCCAAAGGAUCGACUCCUCUGCACAACAUGUGCCGACUAACGAAAAAUAGCAAGGCGUUGACGGAGAAAUUCUUCGAGAUCAACGAAAAAAUCGGUCAACAUCGAGUGCCGAUCAACGCCCAAGACGAGUCGGGCAAUGCACCGUUGCACUUGGCUCUCAUGGCGAGCCAAGUGGGCACUAUGGAGAUUCUACUGAAUAAUGGCGCGGACCCGAAUCUACCUCACGGAAAAAAACAUUUGACACCUCUGCAAUUUAUUUUUCAGAAUAUCAUCAAUAAAUACGCAUCACGAAACGACCUGCGGGAAAAGAUACCGAUGGUCGAAUUGCUGCUGAGGGCUGGCGCCGAUCCCAAUGCCAUGCUGGAGGGAUCGACUCCUCUGCAUCUUAUUUGCCAGCAUUAUGAUCACCAUGUCGAACUGUUGAAGAAGACUCUUCCCCCUCGUAUUUGCCAGCAUCAUGAUGACGAUGUCGAACUGUUGAAGAAGAUAUUCGAGCUCGGUGGGCGGCGGGUGAAUGUCAACGCCCAAGACCGUCAGAGACGGACGCCGCUGUUUUACGCCGUGGUAACUCUCGGCCCGAGUUUGGUCGAUGUGCUUUUGGAUAAUGGCGCCGAUUUAUCCAGCUUCACUUUUCCGACUUUUGAUGACUUUGCCGAAAAUUCGACCACGUGGAUCGGUAAGAUUAAUUAUAACUUGAUACUAGCGUCUGGCGUUAUGGCCAUCGUUGAUAGCCUCCAGAAAAGAGGAUACGAAUGGUACGAAAGAGAAGAAAACAACCGUACGGUCGGGAAAUUAUUCGCCAGGUACGAAUUGUUUCAGCGCUUGUCGGACUCCGAUAUACGUUUGCGCAAAGGAAAAUGUUGGUUCGAGGAAGAUGCCUUCGUGGAAAAAGCGAAAGAGAUCAAAUUCAAAGCAGAUCUGUCGCUCCACGACGUGAUCCAGUUACGACCCAAAGAGGCGAAAAAGAAGCUCGACUACUUGGACUACUUCAGGUUCGCUACGUCGGGCGAUUUACGCAAGCUCGAGAGUUAUAGGUUCAGCUGCGCCUUGCAUCUGUGCGAGAAGCUGGCCAGGGCACAUUUCCAGGAACUGGCACUGAAGGUUUUCCCGAGCUUCGUUCACAUUCAUAAUUUGCCGGAACAUAUCUCUGAGACUAUUUUCGACCACCUGACGAACAAAGAUUUAUGGCAUAUUUAUGAUGCUUCGCAGCAGCAGAUCGAAAUGGAUAGACAAAAUAAUCCCAGCUCAUAG
Messenger RNA from Trichogramma pretiosum, 3786 nucleotides. RefSeq lists its product as uncharacterized. The transcript has 2 exons. The coding region runs from base 145 to 3786 and encodes 1213 amino acids. Lineage: Eukaryota; Metazoa; Arthropoda; Insecta; Hymenoptera; Trichogrammatidae. Gene Ontology annotation, molecular function: protein binding. The record is from RefSeq and is a predicted model, not a curated record.